AAAUAAUAGAACUACACAUUCAAAUCCAGCAUCACCACCAGCACCACCAACCAGCAUCGCCAGUACCAUCACGAUCACCCUCAUAGACAACCAAGAUGGCCAAACAAUCACGUGGUGCUCCUGGAGCCAAGUUGCGCAUGACCCGAGGUCUCCCGGUCGGUGCCGUAAUGAACUGCGCUGACAACUCGGGCGCACGAAACCUCUACAUCAUCUCAGUCAAGGGAAUUGGUGCUCGUCUCAACCGUCUGCCUGCUGCGGGUGUAGGUGAUAUGGUUAUGGCCACUGUCAAGAAGGGAAAGCCCGAAUUGAGGAAGAAGGUCCACCCUGCCGUCAUCGUUCGCCAGUCAAAACCCUGGAAGCGCUUCGACGGUGUAUUCCUCUACUUUGAGGACAACGCUGGUGUGAUUGUAAACAUCAAGGGCGAGAUGAAGGGAUCAGCCAUUACUGGCCCAGUCGGAAAGGAAUCAGCAGAAUUGUGGCCGCGUAUCGCUUCAAACGCCGGUGUUGUCAUGUAGGCGAGGGGUUAAGAGCUGAGGAUACAGAGGAAGAAGAAAGUCACAACGAUUAUAGGGAUGACACAAUACCUCCCAGAUCUGAGUCGGUCACAGGUCUGAGGUGGUCCUGCAUGUUGACUGAGAUUUUCAUGGUUACGCAUUCCCAUAAUGAACCAUUGCAUCAUGUCUGUCUCGCUCUUUGCACAUGUGAUUACACUCUACACGAUGAAGUCAAACCUGGGAGGCAGUGGAAGGUAUUACCUUGCUUGAUGGGCAGCAGUGUCGGUUUUCUUGACCACCUAGGUAGCCAUCCCCUAGACCGAACAUGUCUGUGGAGUGUAGGUGGUAUAGAACAAUCUACAUCAAGAUGUCAAUACUACCAACGUUGGAGGCAUCUGUACCAAAUUUUGAACAAUUGCAUGCAAUAUGAGUAUUUCUAUCCUAAGGCAACUAAACUGCGGUAUCAGUUUCAUAUAAUUAUAACCUGUCUCCUCCUGUUGACCCUAGCAUACUUCUCUAAUCUCUUUUUCUACAAUCCUCGCACUGGGCGUCUGGAUACACGACGUAUUUGCGCAACAUUAUCCAAGUUGCCAAAACCCUGACUAAUUUAUCUGCUUCUAGUUAUCU
This is a messenger RNA of Xylaria bambusicola, 1121 nucleotides long. Its product is annotated as ribosomal protein L14 domain-containing protein. The transcript is spliced from 9 exons. Gene Ontology annotation, molecular function: large ribosomal subunit rRNA binding; structural constituent of ribosome. NCBI's taxonomy places the organism in Eukaryota, Fungi, Ascomycota, Sordariomycetes, Xylariales, Xylariaceae. Gene Ontology annotation, cellular component: cytosolic large ribosomal subunit; ribosome. The record is from RefSeq and is a predicted model, not a curated record. Gene Ontology annotation, biological process: translation. The coding region runs from base 96 to 515 and encodes 139 amino acids.